UUGGAUUGUUCAUUUAUCUUCACGGGGCAAUGAAAGACACAAUGUACAAUUUGCUGUAAGAGAUUCAAUAAUAGAGAUAGGUCUUGAUAAACCAAUACAGAAACACUAAACAGACGAUAUGAAAAACAACCUCAGAAUGAGACCAUACGUUCCAAGUAAAGAAGAACUUUUUAUAAUUCUGAUUUUGUUAUAUAUUGAGAUCUAUGAAAAAAAGAAGAGAAAGAAUAAUGUCUGCCAAACCAAAAGGUUAACACUUCUGGCCGAUUUCGACAUUAAACAUAUUAUGGUACCCGUGUAUGUCGUAUCCCUUCGGCCGCGACGACUUAAUAGCGGUAACACUCGGGUACUACCCGAUGGUGGGGAUCUCAACGUGGCACAUGCUCUACAGCAACCAGAUCAUCCUUACACGGCCGCCCAAAGUAAUCGAAAUGAUGAUUUAAUAGGAGCUGAAGCGGAAGCGGAAGCAAGAGGCGGAAACGAGCACAGAAAUAGAGACUAUAACAUACAUGAUGAUGCAACAAGGCGUGCGGAUAACUUAAACGGAAGAGGGAGAAGAUUUCUAUCAAUCAAGGUUCGUUAUCAAGGGUCAGAAAUAACACUCCAGGUUCAAAAGAGCACACCUGUCAAUGAUUUUAUACGUUCUAGAGAAUUUGUUACAAAGGUAUCUGAGAAGUGGAGUAUUCCGGAACAUGACUUGCAGAAUAUGGUACUUAGGAAUCAAGAUCGCGUGAUUGAAACACUGGAGUUUGACUGUAUACUACACUUACGUGCAGGUCAUACUGAUUUGUUUCUUGAAUCUUUCCCUUCGCCAUAAUUAUGUCAAUAGGAGUUGUAUUUAUACAAGGCAAACUUCAAGAACAGAGACAAGAGGUUCCAAAGUUGAAAUAAGGACUUAUGAUGUUAACAUGUCGAUUGAUUCAAUAUUCAAGGGCUUGUUUGAUAAUCACGAUUGUCGCCAAUGACGAACAAAUUCGUAACAAAAUUUUUAAAACGUCGCAGAUGAUGAAUAUAUAUAGAGAAUUUGUACGGUCGUCAGAGUGAUUCCAUUGAGAGACAUUCUGUCUUUGUGUGAUAUAUAAAUCUUGUCGUGUUUGAUGUUGCCAGGUUGCCUGUUGGUUCAGUUGUUGUAUACCAUGUUAUCAGUAAUUAACUCCACAUUAUUCACUUGGAUUAUAUGGCCGAUGUCGCCGAUGAGACA
Molecule: messenger RNA, 1198 nt
Organism: Ylistrum balloti
Lineage: Eukaryota; Metazoa; Mollusca; Bivalvia; Pectinida; Pectinidae
Exons: 5
Coding region: 119-814 (231 amino acids)
Source: RefSeq, a predicted model, not a curated record